Molecule: messenger RNA, 2763 nt
Organism: Lampris incognitus (smalleye Pacific opah)
Lineage: Eukaryota; Metazoa; Chordata; Actinopteri; Lampriformes; Lampridae
Product: vesicle-associated membrane protein-associated protein B/C-like
Exons: 6
Coding region: 195-953 (252 amino acids)
Biological process (GO): endoplasmic reticulum membrane organization
Cellular component (GO): endoplasmic reticulum membrane; plasma membrane
Molecular function (GO): FFAT motif binding
Source: RefSeq, a predicted model, not a curated record
ACCGUUAGCAUUAGCGCGCUAGCCCCAGCUGUCGUUGGCAGUCCAAGUGCAUUUGUAAUCACCCUCGUUCCCUUCUGCAAAACCGAGGAUUGGCUCUACACAUCUCCGGCAGGCAGUUUCAAUUACCGACGACAACUGUUAGUAUAUCAUUGUCCUCGUAAUCACGACAGAGUCGGACCCCGACGCUCCGGGACAUGGCCAGACCAGAACAAGUCCUAGUGCUGGAGCCAGCCAACGAACUGAAAUUCAGAGGCCCGUUUACAGACGUUGUCACUGCCACACUGAGGCUCAGCAACCCCACAGAAAGAAAUGUCUGUUUUAAAGUCAAGACGACUGCACCUCGUAGAUACUGCGUGCGCCCUAACAGUGGUAUCAUCGACGCUGGAACCUCCAUCAAUGUUUCUGUUAUGCUACAGCCUUUUGACUACGACCCCAAUGAAAAGAGUAAACACAAAUUCAUGGUGCAGUCCAUGGUGGCUCCCUGCGACAUGACUGAUAUGGAGGGAGUGUGGAAGGAGGCCAAGCCCGAGGAGCUAAUGGAUUCAAAAUUGAGAUGUUCGUUUGAAAUGCCGUUAGAAAAUGACAAAACUCAGCAUGAGAGUGAACAGUACCAAACCGUGUCCUCCUCUGUUAAGACGGAGCACUCCCUGCCCAAGUCUGCCAGCGCCUCCCUGGAUGACGGGGAGGUGAAGAAGAUCCUCGAGGAGUGCAGGAGGCUGCAGAUGGAGGUGCAGAGGCUACGGGAAGAGAACAAACAGAUCAGGGAGGAUGAUGGACUGCGAAAGAGAAAGGUGACAUCAUUGGCCGUUCCUCACUCCACCACCCCCUCCUCUACCUCCCCCAAUGCUAUGGCCACCUCUGGUAUAAGGGAGGAAGGAUUAAACACCCGCAUCCUGGCUUUCUGCGUGCUCUUCUUUGUCAUUGGAGUCAUCAUCGGCAAGCUAGGCCUGUAAAGACAGACGGAUGGACAGAGCACAGUGAUCGACAGAUGGAAGGACAGACAACAGUAACAACAAUGGAGAUGUCUUCUUGUUCUUUGUUUGUUUUUAUUUUCUGUUAUCAGGGUUUUUUUUAGCAUUUAAAUCAGUAUCACAGAUUUGUGGAGUAGAGGUUGAAAGUUAUUUAUCAUGUACAGAGAAAAUGAAGGAAGGCAAGUUAAACAUGAGUAAGAAUAGAGUUUUUGUGGUCACAGCUCUUGCCUUGGUUUUUUUGUUUGUUUGGGUUUUUUUUAAUUGCCAUCUCUCUUCUGUUCUCUCCGUCCAUCCCUGCCAUCUUCUCUAACUUGCACAUAUGACAUUUCAUGGUGUGAGGAGGGUGGCUUUGCUCUGGUUGUAUGUCUGAGGUCUCUUGCUGAUUCCCUGUUGCCUGCCCAGAAUGCAUCAGAGGAGAAUGUCCUCUGCUGAUGAUGUUUCUUCCAUUUGAUUCUGAGGGGGGAAAUGCAAGGGAUCAGUGGAAAACCUAAGAUUCAAACUCUAAGUCUGUCUUCUAUAAUGUAAAGUCUGAAUAAAAAAUGUGAGCCAGUAGAAGCCAUGAUUUUUUUUUUUUUGUCUUUUUAAGGGAGGAGAUCACAUGGUGAAUUACAGGCAGUUGAGUUUUAGAAUAAUGGUGGAGGGGAUGUUCGAAAUAAUUCAAAUUCUGUCAUAAGAUUUCUUGACACAAGGAAAAAUGGAGAAGAUGGUAGAUGAAAUUCAUGUUAUCUAUAAAAUAUCUUGCAGAUCAAAAAAACAAAUGUGCAGCAGAUUUUUUUUUUUUUUUGUCAUUUGUAGAUUUAAAAUUCAUCACAUGUACUUUUCUCCUUUGUGCUUUAAUGUAGCUGUUAUUAAGCAGUUGAGUUCAAGGUAUCACUUUGGCCCACCUAAUGUCCAAGUUUUCAGGCUGUUGAUAAUGACUUCCUCAGGUUGAGAGCAAAAAAAUGGAUAAAAGACCUAACACCCCCCCCCCACACACACAAACACACACACACCCUUUAUUGUAAACUGGUGGACUUGUUAUGCAAAGCAAACUUGGACGUUGACAGUAUAUAACGGUAUUUAACAAUACAAUUUAAAACCAUAGAUUUAUACUGUACUCAUUCAAUUCUGCCCAUUGAGUAUUAUAGUAUUUCUGUCUUAAAGCGUAUUACAGCAUUUUUUUUAAAUAUCAUGUAGCCACGAUGCUUCUGUUUGUAAUAUCCAAAUGCACUAUAUUGAAGUGUCCACUCUGCGUUCUGCAUGGAAUGACCUGGAUUUAGUGUUAUUCUGUCUCUUUUUUUUGUGUGUGUUGGAAUUAUAUUGCAAAAACAAAAAUAAUUAUCAUUGUCUUCUCAAAAGGGACCAUCUUGAGUCUGGUUUAUCGGUUUGUGUGUAUGUUUUACCCCCCUCCCCCGUUGUUUCCUUUCAGGCUUGGUGGUGGUUUGAUAACUAAGAUGAUGCAGUUGCACUGUCUUGGCUAUCCAGAGCCCAUGUAAGCCAGUUCAGUUGUAUGAAAGGAUUUUAUUUCUGAGGGAGCAGAUAUUGUUGGUGGUGUGGGCGGUUAGGAAGGAGGACUGACCUGUGAAUAAUACACUACAAUUUUAAAAACCGCAUCCGCGCUUCAGACCACACAUGCAAUCACUUAAUGAUGUAACCACCAAAAAAAAUUGGAUACUGUUUUGUAUGUACAUAAAGAAAUAAACCAAAUUAAAAAGAUAACUGGCAAAGUUAUUAACAAAAAUGUAGUCGUGAGAAGAUAAUAAAGCAGCCAUUAUGGACCAUGUAGCAUCAAAGUGAAUUAAAAGAUGUAAAC